UAGACAUGCGUAUGGUACUGUAUAGGUAAGCUUAGGUAUUUAUUUAGGAAAGAAGAUUACGUGGACGUAAGCGAGGUUUCAUAGAUUACAUGUCAUGACAGUUUGUAGGUAUGGCGUCAAACCUGUCCAUUCCUCGGCGUCUGCCGAUUCUUCUAGUUGCAGACGGUAUUCUCCUGCCUGGUUCAUCAAUGAGAAUUCCAGUUAAUUCACAAAGGAAUAUGAACUUGGUGAAGAGUCGCAUUCUGAGGCAUAACACUCUGAGUAGCACAGUCAUUGGUGUUGUGCCCAGGGAAUCUACAAAUGAGACUGACGACUUCACUGCUAUACAUCACAUUGGCACUGCUGCAGUCGUGGUGCAGGUGACCGGUACCAACUGGCCUCGACCAGCAUACACUCUUCUUGUGACUGGUUUGUGCCGUUUCAAGCUGGAGAAACUCCUGCAGGAAACGCCCUAUCCCGUCGCUCAGGUUGUGCAGCUGGAUAAGUUGCCUGGACAAGGGACAGAUUUUGGUGAUGACCAUCCAGUCAUGAUGAAUUUCAGAGAGCAAGCAGGCAAUCUGGUGGAUUUACUAGACAUUGCUGUUCCUGUUGUUGCUAAACUAAAGAAACUUCUUGAAAGUCUUCCCACUGCAAGGCUUCUUGACAUAUUUGCCUCCAUUGUCAAAGCUUCUUACAGUGAGAAACUGCAGGUCCUGGAUGCUAUAGACCUCGAAGAACGCAUCAAGAGGACUCUUCCUCUCCUUGCAAGGCAGAUAGAGGGACUGAAGCUCUUACAACGUACCCGAGCAAACUCUGGUCCUCAUACAUUGAGAGACAGGCAAAACACCCUCGCUUUAAAGAAUGUAUUGAAGAAAGUCAACAUCGCAGACAUGGAAGAAGAGAAUGAAUUGGAUGAAAUCACGGACUUGGAGCACAAGAUCAGAAAAGCUGACAUGCCACCUCAUGCCCACAAAGCUUGUCAUAAGGAGCUGAAACGUUUGAAGAAGACUCCAACGGCCAUGCCUGAAUAUGGGCUGAUCCGUAACUACCUGGAGCUCAUGGUAGAGUUGCCUUGGUCCAAGCAAUCUACUGAUACACUGGACAUUAAACAAGCAAGGCGUGAUUUGGAUGUUGAUCACUAUGGAUUGGACAAACUGAAGAGACGUGUGGUAGAAUACCUGGCUGUUCGACAAUUGAAGAAUAGCCUAAAGGGUCCAAUUCUGUGCUUUGUUGGCCCACCUGGAGUUGGCAAGACAAGUGUGGGUCGCUCUAUUGCACACACUUUGGGACGAACCUUUCACAGGAUUUCUCUUGGAGGCUGUUGUGACCAAUCUGACAUUCGAGGUCACCGCCGUACCUACAUUGGCUCCAUGCCAGGGCGUAUCAUUCAUGGACUGAAGCUCGUCGGGACAAACAACCCUGUCUUCCUCCUAGAUGAGAUUGACAAACUGGGGAAGAGUAUGCAAGGAGAUCCUGCUGCAGCAUUGCUUGAGGUUUUGGAUCCUGAGCAGAAUAAUGCAUUUACAGAUCAUUAUCUCAAUGUUCCCUUUGAUCUUUCACAAGUUCUCUUCAUCGCCACCGCUAAUAGCACAGGAGACAUCCCGCCAGCUCUGAAGGAUCGAAUGGAAUUGAUAAACGUCCCUGGCUACACGCAAGAGGAGAAGCUUCAUAUUGCCACACGCCAUCUGAUCCCAAAACAACUCAAGGAACACGGGCUGACUGCUGAACAGAUACAAUUCCCUGAAAACUCCGUCAAGAUUAUAAUUGCCAAGUACACCCGAGAGGCUGGCGUGAGGACUCUGGAACGGAAGAUUGGAGCGGUCUGCCGUGCUGUUGCAGUCCAUGUGGCUGAGACACAGACACGUUCCAAGACAAUCAUGGUUACAGCCAACAAAACGACUGACGAGGAGGAUGAUGGAGGACACGAUGUAGAUCACCAGGGAACUGAGUUACUGGACAAGGCAUCUCUGGUUGCUACAGCUGAUGCUGCUAUCACCCAUCCACCUGAUAUGCCUAUUGUCAUUGACAAACAUGCCGUCAAAGAUAUCCUCGGGAUUCCAGUUUAUGAGAGUGAAAUGUCUGAGAGACUGUUGCAACCAGGUGUUGCUGUUGGUCUGGCAUGGACUGCCCUUGGGGGUGAAAUCAUGUAUGUAGAGGCUACCAAAAUGGACGGAGAUGGUACCCUGACUCUGACUGGUCAGUUAGGAGAUGUCAUGAAGGAGUCUGCUACAUUAGCUCUCAACUGGGUCAGGACACAUGCCAAAGAGUAUGGUAUACUUGCUAAGGAAGGUGUUGACCUGAUGGAGAAUACUGACGUUCAUAUUCACUUUCCUGCUGGAGCCGUGGGCAAAGAUGGCCCCUCGGCUGGUAUCACCAUUGUGACUGUACUCACCUCUCUCUUCAGUGAUCGCCACGUUUGCCAAGAUACUGCUAUGACUGGUGAGAUUACACUGAGGGGACUUGUACUGCCGGUUGGAGGAAUUAAGGCCAAGGUACUUGCAGCGCACAGAGCUGGCAUCAAAAGGAUUAUUCUACCAAAGCGCAACGAGAAAGACUUGGAAGAAGUGCCACAGAGUAUCAAGAAUGACCUGAAGUUUAUCCCCGUCUCUCGACUUGAGGAGGUUCUUCAAGCAGCAUUUGAUGACGGUUUCUCUUCGAUGAUACCACAAGCUGAACCAACUGUCAUACCAAGUAAAUUAUAAAUUAGUAGCCCAAUAGAGAGAGACUUGUAUGCAAAAACAACAAAAUACAAUUGGAAAUGUAGUAAAAAAGCUAAACCAAAUCCCCCCCCCCCCAAAUACUUCACAUUUAAAAUAUAUGUAACGCCAAAAAAAGUUAUGGCUAGUAAGUCCAUUUAAUAAACCUUCUUAUAGAUGGAAAAAUGAUCAAAUUAUAUCACCAUUUAAACAGAAUGUCCCUAAAAUCUGUUUUGUCCAAAAAGGCUAUUUUCAAGAAUUAUGUAUGUCUUCAAAUGUCACUACUAGCGAUAAUACCUCAGUUUAAAAGUUUAAUAAAAAGAUUCAACAAAGUCGUUUUUAUUCAAAAGAUAAGUAAUGACGGUAAAUUUUGUUGGCUAUAUGCAAUGUUAUUUAAUCUUUAAGUACGUAACUGUGAAGAAAUUUUUGGAGAUUUCAGCAAUUGUUAUUUGCAACUGGUUCCAAUUGUCCAACAAAACAUUGGUACUUUCACUUUAAGGCUUAUUUAUCUGUAUUUUAUUGGAAGAAAGUAUAUUGUGUUAACUAAACAAAGCUUUUGGGGGCACUUACUAGUCCUAAAUUCUGUAUGACUGUAUGACCGUACCCCCGCAUGCUCGUAUCCCAGUAUGAACGCGUACAUGUAUGUUAAAGUUCAGGUUAAAGAGGUUGUGGAAUGCUCGAAGACAUUUCCGUCAUUUUUCGGGCAUAUGUAGCCUAAGGUGUGA
Molecule: messenger RNA, 3400 nt
Organism: Patiria miniata (bat star)
Lineage: Eukaryota; Metazoa; Echinodermata; Asteroidea; Valvatida; Asterinidae
Gene: lonp2
Product: lon protease homolog 2, peroxisomal-like
Exons: 18
Coding region: 111-2681 (856 amino acids)
Biological process (GO): protein processing; protein quality control for misfolded or incompletely synthesized proteins; protein catabolic process
Cellular component (GO): peroxisomal matrix
Molecular function (GO): serine-type endopeptidase activity; ATP binding; ATP-dependent peptidase activity
Source: RefSeq, a predicted model, not a curated record